Molecule: messenger RNA, 1843 nt
Organism: Cuscuta europaea
Lineage: Eukaryota; Viridiplantae; Streptophyta; Magnoliopsida; Solanales; Convolvulaceae
Source: the annotation of a GenBank genome assembly
ACUAUGCUGUGCUUGACAAAAGCUGGUAAUCAAGUAUGCGAACAACAUUUGCACUAAACAUGCUUCCAUCUGCGAUGAGUGCGAUCUUCAUCUUUUAUCAUCUCCUAUCCCCGGCGAUCUUAGCUGCUGAGAAUCCUCAGUUCUCCAUCGACGGGACAGUAUUAGAGUUGGACGAAUCCAACUUCGACGCUGCCAUAUCGACAUUCGAUCAUGUCUUUGUUGAUUUCUACGCCCCUUGGUGUGGCCACUGCAAGCGUCUUGCUCCAGAGCUGGAUAAAGCUGCUCCUGCUCUGGCUGAAUUGAAGCAACCUAUAGUGAUAGCUAAAAUAAAUGCAGACAAAUACAGAAGUCUUGCUUCUAAAUAUGACAUCGAUGGAUAUCCCACACUAAAGAUGUUCUUGCAUGGAGUUCCUACUGACUAUUAUGGACCACGGGAAUCAGAUUUACUUGUUAGGUUUUUGAUGAAAUAUGCUGCAACUGAUGUGGCUGUUCUUGACUCUGAUUCUGCCAUUAGUGACUUUAUUGAAAAAGCUGGCUCUUUUUUCCCUAUAUUCAUAGGCUUUGGUUUGAAUCGAUCUGUGGUAUUGGAUUUGGCUGUCCAGUAUAAGAAGAAAGCGUGGUUUUCUGUUGCAAAUGAUUUUUCUGAUGGAACCAUGGCUAUGUAUGAUUUUGAUAAGGUUCCUGCUUUGCUAGCUCUUCAUCCAAGCUACAAUGAACAGAACAUUUUCUAUGGCCCAUUUGAAGAGAAAUUCCUCGAGGAUUACAUCAAACAGAGUUUGCUGCCUUUGGCUUUACCAAUAAAUCAUGAUACAAUAAGAUUAAUGAAAGAUGAUCUUAGAAAAAUUGUCCUCACAAUCAUGGAUGACGAGACAACGGAGAAGUCCAAGGGAUUAAUUAAAACCUUAAAGGCUGCUGCAUCUGCAAACCGUGAUUUGGUCUUUGCUUUUGUUGGAUUCAAGCAAUGGCAAGACUUUGCUGAGUCAUUUGAUGUUAACAAGAAAACACCACUACCAAAAAUGGUUAUCUGGGAUGGAGAUGAGGAAUACUUUACUGUCAUUGGCUCAGAGAGCAUCGGCGAGGAUGAUCAGGGAUCCCAUAUCACACGCUUUCUUGGAGGAUUUAGGGAAGGAAAUGUUAUACAGAAACGCAUAAACGGGCCUUCUUUCAUGAGCUUUGUAAAUUCAAUGAUUGGGAUUGGGUCGGUUACCAUUGUUGUAUUUUUGGUUUGUGUGGUGAUGAUCAUUCAAUCCCUAAAGGAGGAGCCCUUGAGGGUUGGCACAAGAGAAGAGGCAGGAAAUACAACCACGUCCGAGCCAGAUGCUAGAGAUACACAACGCUCUGGGGAGAAAGAAGACUAGAGAAGGGUUUGUCUUUCUGAAAUAAUGAAACAGAGAAGGAAUGAUUCAUCUCUUGGACUUACCCGAUGAAUUAUUAUGACCAACGAGUCUGUUAACUUUAUUAUUCUUGGGUGUUAUAGGGAUGAUAUUCACUGGAGGCAAAAGGGCGGAAGCAAUAGACACACUGAUCACUUUUUAUGUGCGUUUUCCUUUAGUCUAGUUGUUUAAGAGGUUUCGUACAAUGUACAUGUCCUCUUAUCUUUGCAAGUUUAUUAAAUCGUAGAUGAAAGGGAUAAGCCUAGAAAUAUUGUUUUAUGCAAGACUUUUGGUAACAUUACUUGGCCAGGAGGAACCAAUCCUGAUCCUUAGAAACAUGACUUUUUUGGGACGUUUAUAUGAUUAUAUCUAGGUUAGUUUAUUCUAGCUUAGAUUGUCGAUUUCUGAUUUCUUGGACACACUGUAUGAUGUUAUUUUUGGGUGUUAAUACAAUUACCUUUCAUCCAAAA